Molecule: messenger RNA, 2417 nt
Organism: Eupeodes corollae
Lineage: Eukaryota; Metazoa; Arthropoda; Insecta; Diptera; Syrphidae
Product: coiled-coil domain-containing protein 22 homolog
Exons: 1
Coding region: 215-2005 (596 amino acids)
Biological process (GO): positive regulation of ubiquitin-dependent protein catabolic process
Molecular function (GO): cullin family protein binding
Source: RefSeq, a predicted model, not a curated record
CUUCAAAAGUGGGGUGGCUCUUAUUUUGACAUUUCCAUUGAAUUGAAUUUUAUAUCUCAUCUUUGGCUAAAGUGUUUUUGCUUUCGAUUUCGUUUUCGAUGUAGAGCAAUAAAAUUAUUAAUCAAUUUUUAAAAAUUGUUUUUGUUUAGAUUUUGAUUAGUUUGGUUUCUCAAAAAAUCACAACCAAUCGGCCCAAGCAUUCCAAAGCACAAAAAUGGAUGAAAUUGAUAAAAUCAUCGUGCACUCAUUGCGACAAAUCGGAUGCGAAAUCGACGAAGAAAUUGUGAGUCUAUCGAGUUUCUCGCCGGAACUUAUCGUCCAAACGGUCUCCAAAUGUUUCCAACUUAUAAAUCCGUCUUUGGUUCUGCCCAGUACAUUGCCUGCGGCAAUGGCUCAGCGUUUUGCAGUCGCCACAACUCUGGCCGAAGCCUGUGUCCUGAUCGGGUUUCGUGGCGAUAUUGGCUAUCAGACGUUUCUCUAUUCGAAUAUUGUCGAGGUGAGGCGGCUCUUUAUGUUUUUGAUUGAAAUGCUUCCCAAGGAGAAUGAGAAUCUCCUCUUCGAGCAAUCGCUCGAGCUGACAACUGACAAGUUGACUGCUUUGGAGGAGAAGAUCAAGAAGAAUGUGCACUAUUCAAUGAACAGUGCUUGGGUGACUCAGUACUGCAGGAAGUUUGGGAUGAGGGAGUGGAAUAAGGUGUUUAUCGAUUCGUACUCGCAAACCACCCCCUUCAAGUCGAAAGUGAGCCUAAACGUGCCACGAUUAUCGUCGUCGUCAAAGAAUGACGCCGCCGAUGUGGCUUCCCCUGAGUUGCGGAAGUAUUGGCUCAAGAGAUCGCCUGGCAUCUUCCAGGAGACUAAAAUUAACACUCUGCCCAAUUCGCUGAUUCACAUGAAUGACAAGGAGUGCAAAAUGCAUGAUUCCGCGAAGUUGGACACAGACAAACUCAUUGAAUUGAUUAAUACUCAGAGCGAACAGUCGAUGGCCAUGUCGGCCGUUGCUCUUCCCAAAGCUAAUAGGACGGCUGCUCUGGCUAAGAUUGCUUCCGUUGAAGGAGGUGAUAAGAAGAAAGGCAGCACCUACUUAGUUUCUCUCUUCAGUUCCAUCCAGGACCUGAACAAGGACAUCGAGCAACUCAGGCAGUCGAUCGAUGAGUUGCUCCUGGAGCACAAGCAGAUCCAAAUUGGCAUCAACAACGUCAAGGAGCUUCGCAAGCAAUCUCAAGUCACGCAGGCGAAGUUGAAGGAGGAGAAGAAAGUCCACGAGAGGACAUGCGUUGUUCUAGAGAAUCCAGAAGUUAACAUAGCCAAAAUGGAGGCACUAAUCGCAUCCACACAGAGUCGCAAGGCGAAGCUCGAGGAGAAAUGGGUUCAACAUCGUGAACCGCUGCAGCAGGCUUGGGAAAAGACCAAAGCAAAGAACUCCAAUUCCACCCAAGCAAACGAAAGUCAAAAGAAACUGGAGACCAUCCAGGAGAAGGUCACCAAACUCGAGAGCGAAUUGAAGGCCAAAUCGGCUUUGCACACCCAACUAGUGGGUGUUCUGCAGAAGGAGAACCGGACGACCAGCCGAAAGGCUUACACAACACGAAUCCUCGAGAUCAUCGGAAACAUUCGAAAGCAAAAAGACGACAUCGAAAAGGUCCUGCGCGACACCAGGCAGCUGCAGAAGCAGAUCAACACCAUCACUGGACAGCUGGACCGGCAGUUCACCGUUGCCGAUGAUCUGCUCUUCACGACCGCCAAGGACAGCGAGAGUUCGAAGAAGGCCUACAAACUACUCAUCACGCUGCACUCUCACUGCUCCAACUUGAUUGUUCUCGUCAAAGAAACCGGAUCUGUGAUGCGCGAAGUUCGUGACUUAGAGGACCAAAUCGAGCAGGAAAAGUCAAGGAAUAUUCUCGCCAAUCUCGAGAAUAUACUCGGCGACUUGAAACUCAUGGAGGCCGAGAGCAAAAGUCUCCAAGAGAAAAUAAGCAAAAUCGAGAAUCAAAUAGUCAAUGAAUGAAUGAGAGGAUCAAAGCAAAAUGUUUAAAAAAAAAACAAAAAAAAAAAACACACAAUUUAAAAUAUUAGCCCAAAAGUUAACAUAAAUUUAUUAUGUGUAAAUUUUCUUAAACAAAACAUAAAACACCAGUAAAAAGCUGUUUCUUAUUGUUUAUUUAUUUUUUAUUAUGUUCGAUGUUUAUUUUUAAAUUAUUUUAACUAACUAUAAAGCUGUGCCAAUGUAGAAGAAGAGAUAAAAACAAAACAAAAAUAAAAACAUUAUUUAUGCAUUUAAAACAAAAUAUAAAUACUAAUAUGUAGCAACUAAAUUAAACACAACACACUUCUUAUUUCCGAACACACUAAACUUAGUUUAAAAAUAUUUAACAAAAAGAAAAACAAUGUCGUUUUAUUUAGAUGAAAUUAAAAUUAAA